Molecule: messenger RNA, 1822 nt
Organism: Scleropages formosus (Asian bonytongue)
Lineage: Eukaryota; Metazoa; Chordata; Actinopteri; Osteoglossiformes; Osteoglossidae
Gene: nfe2
Product: nuclear factor, erythroid 2
Exons: 4
Coding region: 164-1651 (495 amino acids)
Biological process (GO): regulation of transcription by RNA polymerase II
Cellular component (GO): nucleus
Molecular function (GO): DNA-binding transcription factor activity, RNA polymerase II-specific; RNA polymerase II cis-regulatory region sequence-specific DNA binding
Source: RefSeq, a predicted model, not a curated record
UCCAGUCCACCGGUGUCCAGUUUAACAGAGUAAAUGACGCUGCCUUUUGUCAGUUUCAUCUAAUGCCUCGAGCAGGAUUACCUAUCGGAUAUGAGGACAUGGUUUUCCGCCCCACCUGUUGAAGACUCACACAGAUGCCACUAAGGAGAGCUCGCAGGCCUGAAUGUGUGCAGCAGUCAACUGCGUCCUCCACCAGCGGGGAAACUGUGAGGCACUGGCAAAUCCUGAAAAGAUUCAUGGGGGGGUAUCAAUGUCGUCAAGUUCCCCCGGAUCCCGACCGCAUCACGUCCCCCAACAGACGGAAAUGGACUUAACCUGGCAAGAGCUGAUGGCAAUCACAGAGGAGUUUGAGGCUCCCGGUGAAAACCCAUUCGAACCCGUUGCGUACCAUCCCGCUGAGGCGGCGGCCGCUCUAGGAGGAUUUGGAAUGAGCCAGGCGCCAGCAGAGCCCCUUCUUCCUGGGUGCGGGACAAACCCCGCUAUGCCCUACGAAGGGUCCUACCCGGAGGCGAUGGCAGCCUGCCAGCGCAUGGGAAACUGUGCGGAGCCCCUGUACGAACGUCCCGGGGUCCAGGUGGGCUCUCGGUUGCUUCCUACCACAAACUCCAUACAGCCGCCGCUGAUGAACGUGCUGGACCACAUGGACUUAACAGGGCCCAGCGACAGGAACCCAGCGAUGGAGAGCGUGUGUCGAGCUCAGGUGUGCCCAAUGCCAGGGCAGGAAGAGAUUCUAAAGCAAACCCCUCCCGAUGACCUAGAGUCCGACUCGGGCCUCUCUCUUGGUUCCAGUCCCCCGGUAGCUUCACCAGGGAAUGUAAUAACAGGCGGUACAGCCUACAUGGGAACAGAGCUGACCCGGGGUUACAGUGACCGAGAGCCUAUGGAGGGUACGGUGGAACACGGUAGGAUGAGGCCAAACCUCUUCUACUCUAUGGACUACCAGCAUCCCAUGAACACGUACUCUUACCCAGCAGCCCCUUCUUCUUACUACCCUCCACCAUCCAGCCUUCCCCACUUUCAGCAACACCAGCGACUACAGCAGCCUUCAUCGCUAAAACAUCCACAUGUUCUGGCACCAGCCUUACAUGACUUGCAUCUCAAUGGGUCUGGUUUGCCUGGCAACAGGGUCGACUCCUUUCGGGGCACCUGUGGGAAGCUAAAGGGUGCCGCAGGGAUGCCAGCAAGGGGAGAAGGUCCUCUAAGCAGAGACGAGAGACGCGCGCUAGCGCUUAAAAUCCCUUUUCCGUUGGACAAGAUCAUAAACCUUCCUGUGGACGACUUCAAUGAGCUGCUGACCCAGUACACCCUAAACGAUGCCCAACUCACCUUGGUCCGUGACAUCCGGCGUCGUGGCAAGAACAAAGUGGCAGCCCAGAACUGUCGCAAACGCAAGCUGGAGAACAUUGUAAACCUGGAGGGGGAGCUGAACCAGCUUAGGGCACAGAGGGACCACUUGAUGAGGGAAGGGGCUGAAUACCAACGAAAUCUAGCCUUAGUCAGGCACCACCUCUCCGACCUGUACGUUGAGGUGUUUUCCCAGUUGCGGGAUGAGCAGGGCCUUCCCUAUUCCCUGGACCAUUACUCCUUACAGCAGGCCAAUGAUGGCAGCAUCUUUCUGGUGUCACACAACACCGCAGAGCUGGGAGAAUGACCGAUUUCCAACAUUUCAGCUUGCUAGAAGGGACACCAUCAUUUGGUCUCAGCCUUUUCAUCAUAAAGCGAUAGAUUUGAGACCAACUGCGGGAGCUUUGUCACAAUUGCAGAAAACGUGGUCGAGUACAUCUCCACUUAUUUGCGGAGCUGAAAUUCACCAGAAACAGCC